GAAGCGGGCUACUUCAAGUGUAGUUCGAGAGCUGCACGAUAGGCAGACAAGUUGCCUUGUGCCUGCUUUCAUCUUUCCCGGCAAAGCGACGGAUCGGUCCUUUGAAAGAUGCCGUGGAGUAGCUCGUAGACGGGGUGACGAGAGCCGGUUGUCUGAAAUUCAAAGUCAGAGAGCCAAGGUGGUUUUUCCUUUUGGGCGUAAGAAGAUUCGCGUGCUAGAUGGUUGUUACAGUGAAUACGUUAUUCUUCGCUGGUAUAUUCCGAGAGUGGUACUGCUUGGAGCGCGUUGGUUUGCAUGCUUGGGUUUGAAUGAUGUAUAGAAGGAUGCAACCACGGGUGACAGUGGCUCUGGCCACGAUCUGGCUGACGCUGGCGGUUCUGGUAGGAGGAGCAGUCACCCUCCACCUCUCCCACGAUCAAUACUCCCCCGCGUCUCCGCGCCGCUACGCUGGGAUUCAACGGGACCAGACUAAAGACUGGAGGGAUCACGAUCUGGCCGAGGAUCAACCGGUCGACAUUAGGAUCGACUCGCAAAGGUCGAUCUCCGCUGAGGAAUCAGAAGCUCUAUCUAAUGAUGCUGAGUUUACCAAGCGAAUUUUUCCGUUUAACAGCAUUCUGAAGGACAAUAUCUCGUCAAAGCGAGUCUAUCCCUUUUCAGUUUGGCAGAGGUGGUUGCUGAAUAUCGCUGACGCGGAAUUCGCGGCUGACAAAGUCGAUUACGGCUACGAGAUGCCGGAAACGCUUUCGCGUGAGGCGGUAGUGCCUCCUUCAGAUCUUUUGGACGAUCCCUUUGUGGCGGACGACACGUUCCAGGAUCAAGGCCCGGGGUCGAUGGAAAUAUACAAGCUAGACCUGUCCAAAGAGAAGGCUCUACUGACCGCAACCACGCCCUCCACAAAUUUACCGUCAAGGAAUAAAAGCAAAGCUCCGAAAAAGACAGACCACCUGAAUUCAAAGAUAAAGACAAUGGAGAUUAAGUCGACAACGACAAGUGCGAACAUUAAUCAUAGGCAAUCGAACUUUUUCGAAGAACAACGAACUGAGACUCCUUCGGUCAACAGAGACGCCUUUGGUGUCGGCGGCGUGCCAGAGCUACAGGUUGGAUGCGAGGGUCUCGAAGCGUCGCCGUCGUCCCACAAGGCAAAAAGAUCGAUAGAUACGCCCGACAAGAAGGGCGAGGUGCCGCCGUUCGUAUUGCUAGACACGUUCGUGACGCCGAUAUCACUAGAGCUCGACGAUGUUCUAUCAUACGAAGAAUACGAAGAGAUGGAUGAGUUGCUAAAACUUAAGAAAUUAGAGACUACCACAAAACAAGAUAAGCCGAAGAGGGGCGAUAUGGAUGCCACGUAUCUUAAUUCAGAGCACUUGGACGAGUUCAGGCGACCGGAGAAAUUACCAAUACGAGGAGAUUUGGGUAAGUCCACUUUAAUGAAUUCUAGCGAAUUCAAACCUGACCAGGAGGAGUCGCACAAGAAGCCUCUGGUAGAUUUUAAAAUAAAAAAUGAGGAGACUAAAGCAAAACGAGAAACCGUUGCAUCGGAUGAUGCUGAUGAUGGUACCAUCAUCAGAAGUCGACGAUUGCUGUGGCUUCCCGAGGCAAAUACCAAGGAAUUUGCGGAUGGCAAAAGUGAGCAGAAGCGCACAAAGCGAUUGAUCGAAUGGGGCUUUGGUGAGGAUGAAGGUGUCGUGUCCAGCGACGAAUUGCAGACCGUGAAUGAACGUCGCAGGCAGCACGAGAUGCGAUACCAUCAAAAUACAUCUAGGAGACAUGACCAAAAUCAUAAAUUAAAUACUGAUACCGAUAGUAUCAGACGAGAAUACGAGGAACUACUACUUGAACAAAAACGAAGAGAAGAAGAGGAACGACUGCGACGAAUGCAACAGGCUAAUCGAAGAACGCCAAACAGAUGGGAGGAGGAAGAGGAAAGGAGAAGAGAUGAGAUGCGGAGAAGACAAUAUGAGGAGUAUCGUAGGAGAAUAGAUCACAUUUCAACACCUCAUAGCGUAGAUGUUGAAGAGAUGCGACGACGACAGAUGGAAGAACGACGAAGGCAGGAAGCGGCGCGUAAUCAAACGCAGGAAAUGACCAGAAGAAACGAGGAUGAAUGGAGAAGACGAGAACAAGAAGGACGAAGACGACAAGAAGAAGAAAUAAGAAGAGGAUCGCAGAGCAAGUGGCAGGAAGAAAACUCGAGGAGAUCAGGCUUUAGAACAUCUAUAUACGACGAAGACAAAAAACGAAGACUUUACGGCGAAGAAAUAAAGAGACAGGAAGAAGAACGACAAAAAAGGUUAAAAGAAGAAGAAAUAAGGAGAUGGGAACAAAACAGAUUACAACAAGAAAUGCAAAGAAGAAAGGAAGAGGAGGAACGACGACAAGAAGAUUCAAUGAGAAAUAUUUCAGAAGAUGAAAGAAGAAGAUUAGAAGAUCAUCGUAGACAAUGGUUAGAGAAGAGGAGACAAGAGAAAGAAGACGAAAGAAGGCGACAGGAGCCGCCAUCGAAUUUAAUGUAUACGAGACAUCCAGUCAGUUAUCCGAACGAUAUCAGACAAUAUGAUCGAGAUGAAGAAAGACGACAUCAAGAAGAGAAAAGACAGCGGGAACAGAAGCUGCGGGAAUAUAUCGCGCGGAAUCAACCCAUCAAUGUCAGUCAUGCUGAUCGAAAAUCGGAAGAAGAAAGACGACGCUAUCGACCCGAGGAGAACCGAGAUCCGCGGAUAAAUGCGAAUAGAAAUGAUGAAGAGUACCGCCGACGAGUGGAGGAGCAACGUAAGAGACAGGAAGAAGAGAGAAAAUUACAGGACUACAUUAGAAGGAAUCAGCCAGUGAAUGUACCAUCAAGGAACAAUCAAUCGACUAUGGCCGGUCGUAACUGGUUCGAGGAACGGAGACUAAUCGAGGAAGCUAGGCGUCGUGACAAAUAUCCUGAUCCAGGAACGAGGAGACACCACGGGCCAUGGGCGCCUACGUAUAUCGAUCCGCGAAGCUCGCUAGAGGAAGUCAGACGAAGACAGCAGGAGACGGCGAGAAGGUUGGAAGAGGAGAGGCGGCAGAGGUACGAAGCGGAAGAGCGACGGAAGGAACUCGCUAGGCAACAGAGGGAGGAGGAAGAGAGACGGUUACGAGAGGAACGGAUACGAAAGGAGGCGGCUAAGCGGGAGGAGGAAGCGAGGAGGGAGCAAUCCAGGAGGUACGAGGAGGAUAGGAAACGGCUGGAGGCAGCGAAGUUACAAGCUGAGAAAAGGAGGCAGGAGAUGCUAAGGGAACGAUCCAGGAACGAAAUUGGAAGAACAAGACAGCCGGAAGCUACGAGGCCGAUCUACUAUCAGGAUCCUCGUCUUUUGGCGGAGUACAGAAGGCGGCAAGAUAGCCAACCGAAUAUUUUGUCGCAAGCCGAGACUCGGCGAAUAGCAGAAGAACGCAAAAGGCAAAGAUUGGAGUCCGAGAAACGAUGGCAGGUAGAAAACAGAAUGAGGGAGGACGUACACAAGGAGACUGAUCAGUGGAGACGACAGGAACUAACCAGACUAAACUCUCUGCCAGUGAGCGCAAGAAUAAUAGUCCGUCCUGAUUCCUCACCGACGUCGCGCGUCUCACCGCCAGUGUUAUCGAGGGGCGGCUUCGACAACGAGAUCGAUUUCACGGGAAUCAAUCCGCAUCGCGAGGGCAUACAAGUGGCACAAUUUCCCGCCCCUGCGACUCCAAGACCGCCCGUCCAGUCUCCUAGCCCAUGUGUUUGGGCAGUUGUUCAUUGUUGUUCGUCCAAUAACAACCGUCUCGUAAAGUGUUUCGAAUCGUUGGGCUGUCCUGGGAUUAAUUGGGAUCCUGAUCCGUGCAGAGGUCCUGUUGCGGACGCUGCUCGAGCAGAAGUCAUGAAGUUCUAUGCCAGUGCAUAAAACUAAAUAACAUCACAGAAUUCGCUUUUCAUCCUCCUUCGAGAGACGAAUACCAAUCAGAGAAAAAAAAA
Pogonomyrmex barbatus (red harvester ant) is the source of this 3967-nucleotide messenger RNA. RefSeq lists its product as uncharacterized. Lineage: Eukaryota; Metazoa; Arthropoda; Insecta; Hymenoptera; Formicidae. The record is from RefSeq and is a predicted model, not a curated record.